Molecule: messenger RNA, 1117 nt
Organism: Doryrhamphus excisus (bluestripe pipefish)
Lineage: Eukaryota; Metazoa; Chordata; Actinopteri; Syngnathiformes; Syngnathidae
Gene: rack1
Product: receptor for activated C kinase 1
Molecular function (GO): ribosome binding; translation regulator activity; protein binding
Source: RefSeq, a predicted model, not a curated record
UCCGGGUCGCUACUUCCUUUUCCUCUGUUCUCCGAUGCGAUGAGGACCUAAGUAAAAUCGGACCUCUAAAAAAUCCGAAUCCAUCCUUGUCGUAGGCAUCACCGAACAACGCCAAAAUGACCGAGCAGAUGACAGUAAGGGGGACCCUUAAAGGGCACAGUGGAUGGGUCACCCAAAUUGCCACGACGCCUCAAUAUCCCGACAUGAUUCUGUCGGCGUCCCGAGACAAGACCAUCAUCAUGUGGAAGCUGACCCGCGAUGAAACGAACUAUGGCGUCCCCCAGCGCUCAUUGAAGGGCCAUUCUCACUUUGUAAGUGAUGUUGUCAUCUCCUCGGAUGGACAGUUUGCUCUAUCCGGAGCCUGGGACGGAACCCUCCGCUUGUGGGACCUUACCACUGGCGCCACCACUCGCCGGUUUGUGGGACACAGCAAGGACGUCCUCAGCGUGGCCUUCUCCGCCGAUAACCGCCAAAUUGUGUCUGGCUCCCGGGACAAGACCAUCAAGCUGUGGAACACGCUUGGUGUCUGCAAGUACACGAUCCAGGAUGAAGGCCAUUCUGAGUGGGUGUCAUGUGUCCGCUUCUCCCCCAACAGCAGCAACCCCAUUAUUGUGUCCUGUGGCUGGGACAAGAUGGUCAAGGUGUGGAACCUUGCCAACUGCAAGCUGAAGACGAACCACAUCGGCCAUACUGGCUACCUGAACACGGUGACCGUCUCGCCUGAUGGCUCCCUGUGUGCAUCUGGUGGAAAGGACGGUCAAGCCAUGCUGUGGGACCUGAAUGAGGGCAAGCACCUCUACACCCUGGACAGCGGCGACACCAUCAACGCCCUCUGCUUCAGCCCCAACCGUUACUGGCUGUGUGCCGCCACCGGCCCCAGUAUCAAGAUCUGGGAUCUGGAGGGUAAGAUUAUCGUGGACGAGCUGAGACAGGAGGUGAUCAGCACAAACAGCAAGGCUGAGCCCCCACAAUGCACCUCUCUGGCUUGGUCUGCUGACGGACAGACUCUGUUUGCUGGCUACACUGACAACCUUAUCAGAGUGUGGCAGGUUACUAUUGGAACCCGAUAAGAACUUUUCAUCAAAGUUAACUUUGAAUAAAAGACAGUUUGAAAGAA